AUGUCUGACGCCCAAGCCGCCCAAGUCACCGAAAAUGGCGUGCCUCCGGCUACUCAAGACCUUGUCAUCGAAGAAGCCCCAGUUUUCAAGAUCUUCGUUGGCAACCUUGCGUACUCCACCACGGACGAAGGGCUGAAGGCUUUCUUUGCACCCGUACAGAGCGACAUUGUUUCAGUUCAGGUCAUCAAACGCGGUCAAAGACCCGCAGGUUAUGGCUUUGUCGCCAUGUCCAGCGCAGAAGCCGCUCAAAAGGCAAUCGAGGUCCUCGCCGACCAGGAACUCGACGGUCGCAAAGUCAUCGUCGAAAUUGCCAAACCUGCCGACCAGAAGGACAGAAGAGAGAGAAGGACCAAAAGGCGUCCUGGCAGGCGCGGUAGCAAGCCCGUCCCCGGCGAGGUCACCGAGGCCGAGGCAAAUGGCGACAUCAAAACCGAUGACGCUGUUGCCGACGCCGAACCGGGAUCCAGCGAAGGGUCUAAGCCAAAGAAGAAGAAAAAGAAGACCAAUCGUAAACCCAAGCGCAAGGCUGCCCCCGCAGACGCUUUGCAGGAGGCCAUUGUUGGGCUAUCUGCCGUGGAGACUGUCCCAACGGACGCUCCCGCUGCGCCCAAGAGGCAGCCGCGCAGAAGGCCGAGGCCCCCCCGCCCACAACGUCCCAUUGGCGAGGACCCCGUCGGCGAACCUUCCAAGACUAUGUUAUUUGUUGCCAACCUCGGCUUCAGCAUCGACGAUGAGGGACUGUCUGCCCUCUUCACUGAGGCCGACAUUACUGUCGUCUCUGCACGCGUCGUACGCAGACGGUGGGGGCACUACCGGAAAAGUAAGGGUUACGGCUUUGUCGACGUUGGCAGCGAAGAGCAACAGCAGAAGGCAAUUGAAGCCCUCCAAGGCAAGGAAGUGGGAGGGCGUACCAUCGCAGUCAAGAUCGCGGUCAACACUCACAAGCCGGAUGAAGCCAGGGAGGACGGCCUCAGCAAGAGUCUUUUCGAGCGCGCGAAACAAGACAAGGAUGCUGGGGCGAACAAAGCACUCGGUAUCAUGAUGAAGAUGGGAUUUCAACUAGGCCAGUCUCUAGGAAGGCCCGAAGACAGCCCGCCAACCAAAGUGGCUACCCUGCCUGAUGCAUCCGAACACUCUGCCUCAUCUACCGAUACAUCGAAGCCAAAACACAAGGUCGAGCCGCUACCUUUGAACGAAUGGGCAGGCAAGAAAGGUAUAGGUCUAGGGAAACGGUCGAGAUCACCUGGUGCCUCCGAGCGUAUCGCCAAGAUGGCGAAGAUGGCGGAGGAGGCCGAGCAAGAAAGCUUUAGGGACCGCUCUCGACGAGAGUACGAGCAGAGGCACGCCGAAUCACAUCUCGCGCUUUCUCAACGGACAUGCUCCAACCUGGAUGAAGAAGCGGGUAUUUCGUUUAAUGUCUUUUGGCUCAAUCCCAACGAUCCCGACACAAUCCCCCCUGCGUUGUUCGAUGCUCUUUCGGGAUCUUUCUAUCCCCCACCAGGGCCUGGUAGUAGCGGCGAAGCUACCCGACUCCGUAACCAGAUGCAAGCGGAUGCAUUGGUAUCGAUGGGUAAUAACAUCAAUGAUGAUGACGAUCUCGUAAAUGAGAGGCAACCAGGGCCGCAGCACCAAGAGGUGUUUACACCCGAGACGGUCCAAGAGGCCGUGCAUUUUCUACGCUUAGGGCCUGGCGACCGACUCAGCCUAGUACUAGCCUACCUUCGCGAAGAAUAUAUGUACUGUCUUUGGUGUGGAACUCGGUACGAGGACUACGACGACCUCAAGCAGCAUUGUCCGGGGCCGGGAGAAGAGGAUCAUGAUUAG
Pisolithus orientalis is the source of this 1824-nucleotide messenger RNA. RefSeq lists its product as uncharacterized. Gene Ontology annotation, molecular function: mRNA binding. Bases 1 to 1824 code for a protein of 607 amino acids. The transcript is spliced from 8 exons. Gene Ontology annotation, cellular component: ribonucleoprotein complex; nucleus; cytoplasm. NCBI's taxonomy places the organism in Eukaryota, Fungi, Basidiomycota, Agaricomycetes, Boletales, Pisolithaceae. The record is from RefSeq and is a predicted model, not a curated record.